Messenger RNA from Venustampulla echinocandica, 2442 nucleotides. RefSeq lists its product as uncharacterized. The transcript is spliced from 4 exons. Lineage: Eukaryota; Fungi; Ascomycota; Leotiomycetes; Helotiales; Pleuroascaceae. The record is from RefSeq and is a predicted model, not a curated record. Gene Ontology annotation, biological process: transmembrane transport. Bases 1 to 2442 code for a protein of 813 amino acids. Gene Ontology annotation, cellular component: membrane.
AUGCAAGAGGUUGUUGAUACAAGUCAAAUUAAAAACGCGCGAUCGAUCGUCACGCUCAUCGUUUUCAUUCUCACUACUUCAAAUGCGGUCCUGGAUGCGCUGAGCGCCUUGCGCGUGAUAUCGCCAAGGCAGGAUUGCUCGCAGCACGAUCACAAGGAUGAUCGGAAUGGCAAAAUCAAACCUUUCCUGCGACUAAACUUCCCGAUCAACUUUGUUACGGCCCCCUUGAUAGCAGAUCUCUUUCUGCUUGCCAUCUUGGCUAUUGGCCGACAGGAAGUGCACGAUGGCACGAUCGGGGCGAACAACAUUAAUCCUCUGGACAUCAUGAUUUUCUUCAUCACGCUAGCAUACAUCGCUAUCUCGAUUGACGCCUCCGGUCUGAUCAGGUACCUAGCAUUCAAAGUGCUUCAAAAGGGAGGCAAGGUUGGGCACAGACUGUUCCUCUACCUCUAUGUCUUCUUCUUUGGCCUAGGAAGCUUCAUUGGAAAUGACCCUAUUAUUCUGUCCGGCACGGCGUUUCUCGCCUAUAUGACCCGGGUGUCGAGCAACAUCAUCCAUCCACGAGCAUGGAUCCACACCCAGUUCGCCGUGGCGAACAUUGCCUCAGCGAUCCUUGUCUCCUCCAACCCGACCAACCUCGUGCUCGCCGGUGCUUUCAAGAUUAAGUUCGUCGAUUACACCGCAAACAUGAUCGUUCCUGUCGUUGUCACGGCGAUUGUCCUGUUUCCUUUCUUGCUAUACAUCGUCUUCGCCGACGAAUCUCUCAUCCCGUUAUCGAUCAAGAUGCAUGAGCUCUCCGAGGAAGAGAAAGCCAAGAAGCCCGUGAACCCCAACAUUCCUCACGCUAGAGGAAACGAUGCGGAACUGGAGAACGAUCUUGCGGACAACGAACAAGGCAAGCAUCUCUCACUUGAAGAAAUUAUGAACCCUUUCCUAGACAAGGGCGGCGCAGCGUUCGGAGCCGUUGUCAUGGCUGCAACGCUCAUUACCGUCCUGGCGCUCAACGCUGCUAGCCAGAGCAAAGGCGAACAUCCAGUCUUCUGGGUGACCUUGCCAGCCGCGGUUGUCAUGUUCUGCUGGGACGUCUCGUUCGGAUGGUACCACCGGCACGAGACGCGGGAAAUUGCUCACAGGCGUCGAAGGGAGGUUGAGCUUACUCGAGCCGAACGAGCGAUCAGAGAGGAGGACGAAAUGAAGCGAGCGAGCCUAGAGCAAAAGGAGCGAGAUGCUAAGGCGGCAUACGAACCUGCUCUGACGUUGACGCACUCACCGGAAGCCCUGCUACAGAGCCAGAGCGGCGCUACUAGUAGUAAGAUCAAUAUAAAGGCAACGAACGAGAUCACUCUAGCGACUGAUAGCCCCAGCACAAGACCACAAUAUCUGGGUUCUCCGCUGCCUCCUACUCCCACGCUUCUUGCAUCUGAAAACAGCGACAGUCUAACUCUGGAGUCGAAUCCGCCUCUUGAAUCGUCGGUUUCAAUGCUCGUACCGGGAUACGAUCAGUUGCAGAAUAGCCGACCAUCGAGCAACGCGAUAAGCACGCUAGACGAGAAGCAAGAAUUAGCCCGCGCAGACUCUAGCUACUCGCCUCAGCGGCAGUUAGGUACGACAUCGAGCGGGGAGAUGGACGAGAAGAAGCCCACGUUCUCCGCCAGGAUCUCGCGCGAGGUCGCGCUUCGACAAGAGCGUGGACGGCCGACACUCGUAUCGCUUGUCGCGAAUGCGUACAGAUGGUCGCAGGAGACCUUCCCUACCGUCACAGCAGUGGUAGCUCACCUGCCAUUGGCUCUCGUGCCUUUUGCUUUCUCCAUGUUCGUCCUCGUCCAAGCGUUGCUCACCAAUGGUUGGAUCCCGGUGUUCGCUUAUGGAUGGGACCAUUGGGUGACAAAGACAGGAACCGUUGGCAGCAUUGGUGGCAUGGGCUUCCUCUCUGUGAUUUUGUGUAAUUUUGCAGGCACGAAUAUUGGUACCACAAUCCUGCUGUCCCGCGUAAUACAAGAAUGGCAAAAGAUCCAUCGCAGUAACGGGAUCCCCAUCACCGAUCGGACAUUCUGGGCAACAGUGUACAGCAUGGCGCUCGGCGUCAACUACGGUGCAUUUAGCACGGCAUUCAGCGCGUCGCUAGCGGGUCUCUUAUGGCGGGACAUCCUUGCCAGGAAGCACAUUCGCGUCCGAGGUCUCGAUUUUGCGCGUGUAAAUCUUCCCAUCAUCGCUAUCUCCAUGGCCGUCGGCUGUGCCGUCCUCGUCGGCGAGGUGUACAUUAUGAGGGAUAGUUCUCCUUACGAUCUCAGACCUCGUCAGCUUAGCUCGCUCAUUCAAAGGUUGAUAUUCAACGCUGAUUCUACAACCAAGUUGAGCAAAAGAGAAGCCCGCUCUUCAGGAAGAACUGCUUUGGCAACUGUGACUGGUGCUGGAAAGGGCGAAGAUGCUGAGGACCAAUAA